GUGGAAGAUGCUAAAUCAGAAAAUAUUUACAAAUUCAAAUAACCAUAGAGACCAACCAAGUGAUUUAAAUGAAUAAAACAGCACUAGACAUAAAAAAGGACUUAAUAGCCAUGAAGGUCCUCAUCCUUGCCUGCUUGUUGGCUCUUGCCCUUGCAAGAGAGAAAGAAGAACUCAUUGUAUCCGGUGAGACUGUGAAAAGCCUUUCAAGCAGUGAGGAAUCUGUUACGCACAUCAAUGAGCAGAAAAUUGAGAAGUUUAAACAUGAGGAACAGCAGCAAACAGAGGAUGAACGCCAGGAUAAAAUCCACCACUUUUCCCAGCCACAGCCUCUAGUCUAUUCCUACACUGGGCCAAUCCCUUACCCUAUCCUUCCACAAAACAUCCUGCCUCUUGCUCAGCGCCCUGUGGUGGUGCCUUUCCCUCAGCCUGAAAUAAUGGAAGUCUCCAAAGCUAAGGAGACUAUCCUUCCUAAGCAUAAAGAAAUGCGCUUCCCUAAAUCUCCAGUAGAGCCCUUUAUUGAAAGCCAGAGCCUGACUCUCACUGAUCUUGAAAAUCUGCACCUUCCUCUGCCUCUGCUCCAGUCCUUGAUGCACCAGCCUCCCCAUCGUUUUCCUCCUACCCCCAUGUUUCCUCCUCAGCCACUGCAGUCCCUUUCUCAGCCCAAAGUCCUGCCUAUUCCCCAGCAAGUGGUGCCCUACCUCCAGAGAGAUAUGCCCAUCCAGGCCCUUCUGCUGUACCAGGAGCCUGUACUUGGUCCUAUCCGGGGGCUCUACCCUGUUAUUAAUUGACUGCGACUGGAAAUGUGGCAACUUUUCAAUCCUUGCAUCAUGCUACCAAAAUAGUUUUUAAAUGAAUCAACAUGGAAAAAUAUGAAAAUUAUUCCUUUAUUUAUUUUAUGCUUUAUAUGGCAUUCAUCUUAAUUUGAAUUUGACUUAUAAACUCUAUAUUUUCAAAAGUUUAAUUCAACAAAAUUUCAACUUUAAGUGGGAAAUAUCAUAAACAUAUCAAAAAUAUGUAUAAAAAUAAUUUCUGGAUUUGUGUUUAUUAUUUCUUUAAGAAUCUUUUUCCUAACCAGUCAUUUCAAUAAAUUAAUCCUUUGGCAUA
Molecule: messenger RNA, 1104 nt
Organism: Delphinapterus leucas (beluga whale)
Lineage: Eukaryota; Metazoa; Chordata; Mammalia; Artiodactyla; Monodontidae
Gene: CSN2
Product: casein beta
Cellular component (GO): extracellular region
Source: RefSeq, a predicted model, not a curated record